UCUGAAAUGAAGGUUUUUGCUUUUAAAUAUGCUCCCGUUUUUGUCUGCCUUCUAACAGUAUUUAUAAUUUGUGAGAUUGUAAAUUAUUCUGAAGGAUUUCAUACGGAAACUUUGUUUCCAACACUGCGAGAAAAAAGAGCAAGGCCUCCUUUGUCAAGGAAGGAGAAUAAACGAGUAGUUAAAAAGAAAGGAACCGGGAUUGUUGGAACACUUAAGAGUGCGAAGAAAAGUUUGGACAAUAAAAGUAUUACUGGAACACAGGCUGUAGGAUUAACGGCGUUAGGUGUAGGUCUUGGAGCAAUUGUCGGGACCGUGGGUGGUAGAGUUAUAGAAAAAGACCAGCAAGGAUAUAUGCAGCAACAAUAUAAUGGUGGAGGAUUUGUUCCUAAUUAUCAGCAACCCGCAAUCAUGCCCCAACCAUUUAUGCCCCAGGUCCCAGGAAUUCCUUGUUACUAAA
Molecule: messenger RNA, 457 nt
Organism: Meloidogyne enterolobii
Lineage: Eukaryota; Metazoa; Nematoda; Chromadorea; Rhabditida; Meloidogynidae
Source: the annotation of a GenBank genome assembly